CGUGAUCAUGGAGGACGCCGAGCUGAGUUUCGCCCACAUGGGGCUGGAUGCGCGGCUCUUACAGGCUGUAGCAGAGCUGGGUUGGGCCAAACCCACGGCAGUGCAGGAGGCUGCCAUCCCGCUGGCCCUGGAAGGCAAAGACUUGUUGUGCCGCGCCAAGACUGGCUCCGGCAAGACGGGGGCCUACGCCUUGCCCCUUCUCCAGCGCCUGUUGAACGCCAAAAUGGCGCCCACGGUGUCCGCGCAGGUGGUGCGCGUGUUGGUCCUGGUGCCUACCCGCGAGCUGGGCCGGCAAGUAGUGCGCAUGCUGCGCCAGCUGGCCGCACACUGUGCCCGUCACGCGCGCUUCGCUGACGUUUCGGGCUCGGAUGACAUGUCUGCGCAGAGGCCCAUCUUAAUGGAGAAGCCAGAUGUGGUAGUGGGCACACCAUCCCGGGUCCUGGCCCACUUGCAAGCGCGCAACCUGAGCCUUCAGGACUCCUUGGAGUUGCUGGUGCUGGACGAGGCAGACCUUCUUUUCUCUUUUGGCUUUGAGGAUGACUUGAAGAAGCUGCUCUGUCAUUUGCCCAAGAUCUACCAGACGUUCCUCAUGUCAGCCACCUUCAGUGCAGACGUGCAAGCUCUGAAGGAGCUGGUGUUGCAUAAUCCUGUGACCCUGAAGUUGCAGGAGUCGCAACUGCCAGACAGCUCCCAGCUCAGCCAGUACCAGAUUCGGAGUGAGACGGAGGAGGACAAGUUUCUGCUGCUCUAUGCACUGCUGAAGCUUUCUCUGGUGCGGGGAAAAGUCAUUCUCUUUGUAAGCACCAUUGACCGCUGCUACCGCCUCAAGCUGUUCCUGGAGCAGUUCAGCAUCCCUGCCUGUGUGCUAAACUCAGAGUUGCCUGUUCAGUCUAGAUGCCAUAUCAUCACUCAGUUCAACAAAGGCUUCUAUGAUUACAUUGUCGCCACAGAUGAGCAGCACCUGGCAGAGCCAGAGGUACUGGGGCAAGGAAAGAAGAAAAGGGGCAAAAGAGCAGAGAAAGGUAAAGAGUCUGGUGUUGCACGUGGCAUCGAUUUUGAGAAUGUGUCUGCUGUCAUCAACUUUGACUUUCCUCCUUCAAUUGAGUCCUACAUACACCGAGCAGGAAGAACAGCCCGUGCCCACAACCCUGGAACGGUGCUGACUUUUGUGUCUUGCUCAGAGAGUGCCCAGCUGGCCAAGAUUGAGGCAGCACUUGUGGGAGAAACCAGUGCAAUCACCUUACAACCGUAUCAGUUUCAGAUGGAAGAAAUUGAAGGCCUCCGAUAUCGCUGUCGGGAUGCCAUGCGUUCAGUCACCAAGCAGGCAAUCAAGGAGGCUCGGCUCCGGGAGAUCAAGGAGGAGCUGCUCAACUCAGAGAAACUGAAGACAUACUUUGAAGACAACCCCCGGGAUCUGAAUCUAUUGCGCCAUGACCAGCCCCUUCAUCCAGCCAUCGUCAAGCCGCACCUGCGCAAUGUGCCAGAAUACUUGGUGCCCCCUAGCCUACAAGCUGUUGCACGGCCCCUCAACUGCAAACGCAAGCGGCGGAAGCCACUGCCUCCCCGUACUAAGGAGCAGCAAAACCCACUACGCAGCUUCAAAUUCACAAGGCAGAAAUCACGGACUCCAGCCAAGAGAAAGAAACCCUCCUGAGUUCCUGGCUCUGGCGGACAGUGUUACGUAUGCAUUAGAGAGCAAUGUGACUAUGGACCCUCCACUCUGGGGCUGUGCUUUUCUGCCAGGAUAGGACAUUUCUAUAUGAAAAUACUAGAAGAGUGUUUGGGCCUUUAAAUAUACAGAUUUUAAAAGACUUCCUACCCUUUCCUCGGAAAGCAAUUAAAAUGGCUGAAACCUCUUAGACUUUUAAGUCCUUAAGGUAAAAAGUUGUGUUACAAAUAUAAACCAUUUGUGAGUUUAUGGUUUAUUCUGGAAUGACUCAGACAAACGUAUUUCCUUCUCAUACU
Gekko japonicus is the source of this 1965-nucleotide messenger RNA. RefSeq names its product DEAD-box helicase 56 (gene DDX56). The record is from RefSeq and is a predicted model, not a curated record. The coding region runs from base 8 to 1654 and encodes 548 amino acids. Gene Ontology annotation, molecular function: RNA helicase activity; nucleic acid binding; ATP binding. The transcript has 14 exons. Lineage: Eukaryota; Metazoa; Chordata; Lepidosauria; Squamata; Gekkonidae.